Bombina bombina (fire-bellied toad) is the source of this 1038-nucleotide messenger RNA. It is a transcript of the gene CACNG4, whose product is annotated as calcium voltage-gated channel auxiliary subunit gamma 4. Gene Ontology annotation, cellular component: postsynaptic density membrane; AMPA glutamate receptor complex; voltage-gated calcium channel complex. Gene Ontology annotation, biological process: positive regulation of synaptic transmission, glutamatergic; regulation of AMPA receptor activity; transmission of nerve impulse. NCBI's taxonomy places the organism in Eukaryota, Metazoa, Chordata, Amphibia, Anura, Bombinatoridae. The coding region runs from base 1 to 987 and encodes 328 amino acids. The record is from RefSeq and is a predicted model, not a curated record. Gene Ontology annotation, molecular function: voltage-gated calcium channel activity; channel regulator activity. The transcript has 4 exons.
AUGGUCUGGUGUGAUCGUGGGGUACAAAUGCUGCUUACCACAGUAGGGGCUUUUGCAGCCUUCAGUCUCAUGACUAUCGCGAUAGGCACUGACUACUGGUUAUACUCCAGGGCUCAUAUCUGUAACGGUACCAACAUUACCAUGGAUGAAACUCAAACCCAACCAAAAAAGACCAAAGGAGAUCUCACCCAUUCUGGACUGUGGAGGAUCUGCUGUAUUGAAGGUCUCUACAAAGGAAACUGUUUUCGAAUUAAUCAUUUCCCAGAAGACAACGAUUAUGAUCAUGACAGCUCUGAAUAUCUUCUACGCAUUGUUCGUGCCUCCAGUAUGUUCCCAAUUUUGAGCACAAUUUUGCUGUUACUCGGAGGCCUGUGUGUUGGGGCUGGGCGGAUUUACAACAGCAGAAAUAACAUCAUCCUUAGUGCUGGGAUCCUUUUCGUAGCAGCUGGGCUGAGCAACAUCAUUGGAAUUAUUGUCUACAUAUCUAGCAAUGCUGGAGACCCCAGUGACAAAAAAGAUGAGGACAAGAAAAACCACUAUAACUACGGUUGGUCUUUUUACUUUGGUGCCUUGUCCUUCAUUGUGGCAGAAACUGUAGGUGUUUUGGCAGUAAACAUUUAUAUUGAAAGGAACAAAGAACUGAGGUUUAAAUCCAGGAGGGAAUUUAUUAAGACUUCAUCGUCUUCACCGUAUGCCAGGAUGCCAAGCUACAGAUACAGGAGGAGACGGUCAAGGUCCAGUUCUCGGUCUACUGAACCCUCUCCAUCACGGGAUAUGUCUCCAGCCACUAUGAAAAUUGGUGGCACCAUUCCUAUGGGUGAAAUUUCUAUGUACACUCUUUCCAGGGAACCCUUGAAAAUUACUACAGCAGCCAGCUUCAAUCCAGAUCCAGAAGUCAGCUUCCUACAAGUACACAACUGUUUUCAGAAAGAACUGAAGGAGGGGCUUAACAUCAGUGUGAUAAACAGAAGGACAACACCCGUCUAAAAGUAGACUUGUUUACCCCAUGAGAAAAGUAACACUUUUAUUAGGAGGAAA